AUGGAUGACGUGCGCUUUCGUUCGCAGCAGUCGCCGCGAAACGAAACGCCCAUGGCCAGCUUCGUCUCUCCUCCUCGCAACAACGGUCGAAUCUCCCAGCAGACCUCCCACGAUCAACGGGGCAACAUGCCACGCAGAUUCACAACUGAUUCUGGCCGGGUGCCGACCCUUUCAUCAAUGACAGCGGCGUUGACCUCGCCCCCUCGAGGGCUUGGGUUGGAACCCACCCCCGAUUACAAUAAUGCAUUGCAUAAAGUGCAACUGAUAGAGCAGAAGAAGCUUGAAUAUGAGAGAAUCCGUGAACAGAGAAGGCGCUUCGAACUGGAGAUGCAGCGCCUUGAUCAGCAGCAGCGGAGGGAGGCGCAAGAGUUAGCGCAAAUGGAGGAAGAAAUUCGCAUUGCUGGACACCAGUCCGAGCCGACAACACCCCCAGAAUACCGUGAUAACUCUGGCUUUCCAUCUAUAUUCUCUCGGCCAAAUCGUUAUUCGACCUCGAGUCUCGCUUCACCUCCAGGAUUUAACCGUCCAGCCAGAUCUGGAUCUCAGUUGACAUCUCCGCCGUCUGGCUUGAUGCAAUCACGGUACGGGUUUGACGAGAGAGCAAUGCCCUCUCGUUCAGACCCAAAUACCCGGCGCAACAGCGAUGAUGAAGACAAAGAGGAGGCAGUUCGACAAGACCCGACCAGCCAUAGAGCAACCAAUGCGCUUAACCGGUACUCGAUGCCCGUCACCAAGUCACGUAACGGGUUGUAUGACAUGAAUCUUGACCAAACCAACACGACCCGUUUCCUCUUCGGAGACGACGAGCCCAACUCGCUCCCUCGUGGCCGCACACCAGACGAUAACUUUCCCACUUUGGUACGGCGAGAGGAUCAAAUGCUUUCUGCGUCUUCGGCUGCACUCGAUCUUGCUUUGUCCCCGUCACCUGGUCCUGAAAAGUCCAACAGCUGGAACCGUGUUAACCGUCAUCGACACCAACAGAGCAUGUCGGCGAUCAACGGAUCGUCAUCCAGUAAAUCCAACGAAGUUACUACUAUUGGUAGCCGACCACAGUCUUUGCGCCAUUCACUUGAUCUCAAGUACAUCUCGGAGAGCUCAGCCGAGCCAUCAUCUGUCGCCAUGUCUCCGCAGAACAGCCACAUGGCAUCGCCUCCACGGCUCCAGAGUUCUUUCUCGGCCAACGACGUCCCUACUGUUAAGAGCCCUUCAGGGUCGUCUAUCAUGUCAGGCAACGCCAACAAUCACGCCCAACAGCAUUUCCACAAUCAUAACGCUAGCAUGGGGCGAAUUCCUGCUGGGGUAAUGCCGCCUCGCCAUACUCGUGAGUUGUCGAGUGACAAUAGCAUGAAUGCCGGCCGAGAACAGCCUAAUGGCUUCCAAUCGAUUCAGUCCGCUCUUCAAGCGAGUGCCGCUCCAUUUGGUCCUAGCCUUACCAGUGCACCUCAAAUCAGCUCGGCCAUGUCUGUUUCUGGGCCCUCCACCACGGCCCCGACAAAUUCGUUCAAUAACUUUUACUCUCCCGGCGGAUUUGGACCCAACGCAUCAAACCCCAAUGGUAAUUUCGGCAUGCCAUUGAUCACAUCGGGCAUGCAGCAAAUGAACAUGAACGGCGCCAAUGGGGGUAGCAUGUAUUCCCCCCAGAACUUCACUGGGUACGGGUCAAUGCCCUACAACCAAGGCGCUGGUCAACCCCGAGACAGCCAAGCCCGUGUCAUCCAGCAUCGGCGUCAACUCGACAAUGAAGCUAUGUCUCGCUACCAGAAUAUGCCUCUUGAAUCCUUCCGAGGACAGAUCUAUGAAUUGUGUAAGGACCAGCAUGGCUGUCGCUAUCUUCAAAAGAAGUUGGAGGAACGCAAUGCCGACCAGGUUCAUAUGAUUUGGCACGAAACUAACCAGCAUGUCAUCGAGCUCAUGACGGACCCCUUUGGUAAUUAUUUGUGCCAAAAGCUCCUUGAGUUUUGCAAUGACGAUGAGCGUACCGUUUUGAUUCAGAAUGCAUCCCAAGAUAUGGUGCGCAUUGCCCUCAACCAGCAUGGAACACGAGCAUUGCAGAAGAUGAUUGAAUACGUUAGCACCCCGCAGCAGGUGCAUCUUAUUAUUGAAGCUCUCCGAUUCCGUGUGGUUGAGCUGAUUCAGGACCUCAAUGGCAACCAUGUCAUCCAAAAGUGCCUCAACAAGCUCACUUCGCUUGAUGCCCAGUUCAUCUUUGAUGCUGUUGGCAACAACUGUGUCGAGGUGGGCACUCACAGGCACGGAUGUUGUGUCCUGCAGCGCUGCAUUGACCAUGCCUCCGGCGAUCAGAAGCCUUGGCUGGUAGGACGCAUCACCGAACAUGCACGCGUUCUUGUUCAGGAUCCUUUUGGUAAUUAUGUUGUCCAGUAUAUCAUUGACCUGAAUGAGCCAAGCUUCACUGAGCCCAUGGUUGCCAUGUUCCAAGGGUGCAUCAGCCAACUAUCUCGACACAAGUUCAGCUCUAAUGUCAUUGAGAAGUGUUUGCGAUGCUCUCAAGCACCGUCCAAGGACAUGAUUGUGGAAGAACUUCUUGGCCCUCAGGAGAUGGAACGUCUUCUUCGCGAUUCCUUCGCCAACUACGUUAUCCAAACAGCUCUUGAAUUUGCCACGCCGCAUCAAAAGUAUCGUCUGGUUGAAUCGAUUCGCCCCAUCUUACCACAAAUUCGCACUACUCCUUACGGCCGCCGCAUUCAGGCCAAGGUGUCAGCCUACGACAAUCGUGGAAGUGCGAGCUCCAGCGGCCAAGUAACACCUGCAGACAACACUCAGGGUCAGAUUCCUCUCCGUCAAGGGCAUAGCCGGGGCAUAUCUGGAAGCUCCUCAAUGUUACCUACAAAUGGUAUCACGAAUGGGGGAAUGACUGGUCUUGGGACAAACCAAGGCGUACGCCAGAAUGUGCCAGCAUAUGGCAACAACUCUGUCCUGACUGUUUCUGCUUCAACGGUUCCCGCUCCGACGGGAUCCGGUCCUGGACAGCAGGCUCAAAGCCAACAGCAACAGCAGCCACAGCCGCAGUUCAACCAAAGAGCGCCGGUUAGUUUCACUGGGUCACAUUCUGCAACUGCAUCUGCGGAUGCCAGCGGUGAGCCUCGCUGGUUGUAA
This is a messenger RNA of Pochonia chlamydosporia 170, 3114 nucleotides long. Its product is annotated as RNA-binding protein. Gene Ontology annotation, cellular component: cytoplasm. Gene Ontology annotation, molecular function: mRNA binding. The transcript is spliced from 6 exons. NCBI's taxonomy places the organism in Eukaryota, Fungi, Ascomycota, Sordariomycetes, Hypocreales, Clavicipitaceae. The record is from RefSeq and is a predicted model, not a curated record. Bases 1 to 3114 code for a protein of 1037 amino acids. Gene Ontology annotation, biological process: post-transcriptional regulation of gene expression.